Molecule: messenger RNA, 1938 nt
Organism: Dinoponera quadriceps
Lineage: Eukaryota; Metazoa; Arthropoda; Insecta; Hymenoptera; Formicidae
Product: venom carboxylesterase-6-like
Exons: 9
Coding region: 117-1823 (568 amino acids)
Source: RefSeq, a predicted model, not a curated record
GCCGGAAUUGUGCUUCGAGCCGGCGGGUGAAGGAGAACCUAUGCCUUUCUUCUUAACAGACACGAUAGAUACCUUGCUCGAGUCCGCCACGAAGGAUAGCAUAUCUAUCGCGGAAAAUGCUAAUAAAACUGCCGACCGCUCUACUUUGCUUCGGCCUAGCCGUUUGCGUGAAUUCAGACGAGACAGCUCCAAGAAUUAAGAUUCCCUUGGGAGGACUGAAAGGUUAUUACAAAACAUCGCAGAAUGGUAGACGGUAUGAGGCGUACGAAGGAAUUCCUUACGCGUUACCACCUGUCGGCGAACUGAGAUUUAAGCCUCCCCAACGCACGACACCAUGGGUUGGCGAAUUACCAGCUACAAAAUUCAGUUCCCCGUGUAUUCAACGCACUCAAAUACCAUAUGAUCCCAUGGAGAGAGUCGAAGGUGCAGAAGACUGCCUGUACCUGAAUAUUUAUGUGCCGGUACGGGAAAAAUCCCAAAAUAAAACUCCACUACCGGUACUUUUCUGGAUCCACGGUGGCGCCUUUCAAUUUGGAGCCGGCAUGAUGACGGGCGCAAAAUAUCUCAUGGAUCACGACGUUAUACUUGUCACGAUUAAUUAUCGUUUGGGACCAUUGGGUUUCCUGAGCACGGAAGAUGACGUAGUUCCCGGCAAUAUGGGUUUAAAAGAUCAAAGUAUGGCACUACGUUGGGUAUCGGAGAACAUUGAGUCGUUCGGUGGUGAUUCAAAACGAAUAACAUUGAGCGGCAUGAGUGCUGGCGGUGCAAGCGUACAUUAUCAUUAUUUAUCGCGUAUGAGCGCCGGUCUCUUCCAAGGGGGAAUAUCGAUUAGCGGUACAGCUUUCCUCUGUUGGACACAAACUGAGAAUGCUUCGGAGAAAGCCAAAAAAAUGGGUGCGUUGAUGGGAUGCUCUACAACUAACACGAGAGAUAUGAUAGACUGUUUGAGACAACGUCCUGCCCAUGUUAUCGUAGAAGACGCCAGUGAAUUUAUGACGUUCUUUUACAAUCCUUUUACUCCCUUUGGGCCGGUGCCAGAGAAGUUUGGCGAUUCUCCUUUCAUAGAUAGGAAACCUGUCGAAAUUGUAAACAGUGGGGAUGUACAGGACAUACCCUGGAUUACAAGUGUAGUGAGCGAAGAAGGACUUUAUCCUGUAGCCGAGUUUAUUUAUGACGAUUCUUAUCUGAAACAAUUGAACGACAACUGGGACGUUAUCGGUCCAGAAUUCCUUGAUUUUAAUUACACCAUUCCACGAGAGAAACAUGUCGAAACUGUUCGUCGUGUCAAAAAACAUUAUUUCGGGGCAAAGUCAAUAGACAGGGCAAAUACGGAAGCAUUGAUCAAAAUGGCGGGGGAUCGCUUCUUUGUGGUUGACAGCGAAAAAGCCGCACGUAUGCAGGCCAGGGUAAAUCAGAAUCCAGUCUGGUAUUAUUAUUACUCGUACAAAAGUAUGCACAGCUUGAGCGACAUUCUUGCCGGCAAAAAGAUAGACGAUUACGGAGUCUCUCAUGGUGACGAUGUGUUCCUCAUAUUAGACACUGCCUGGAUAGAUCCAACGAUAAAAAAGGAAGAUAAUGAUAUGCAACGAAUCUUGAUCGAUAUUUGGGUAUCAUUCGCUACAAAUGGAAUCCCGAAAGUUCCCGGUGUUAAAUGGCCCAGAUUGGACCCCACUAAGAAGGAACUUAAUUAUCUACAUAUUGAGAGUCCCACUAAAAUUAAUAUGGACAGUUGUGCUAACUUGGGAGAAAAGGAGUUCUGGAAUUCGAUCAAUUUCAAUGAGAAUAAGUUGAGACAUACACCCCCAAAUAAAGAAGAAUUUUGAAUCUCUCAUGAACCAAUAAUAAUGACCGUAUAUAUAUUCAUUAUUUCUUAUAUAUAUUAUAUAUAUUCAUUAUUUCUUAUAAAUCUUUAAUAAAAUAUAUUCAUUGCAGCUGUGC